AUGUCGACUUCCGCUGAACAGUUGUUUCUGUACGGGGAGGUGCUGGAGCCCGAGUUCCACUCGGUUGUUGACCUGCUGGGCCAUCUCGACCUCACUGCAGGGGCCGCGGGGGUGUUUGCGGCGAUGAUUUUGCUCACCUUCCUGGGUGUCUUGUGGCAAGAGGUCAUCUUCUGUAUCUCCACCGGAGUAAAGCAUCUCGUCUCGCUCGUCCGCGCCGUGGUGUCCGGGGCCCGCUGGUUCGUCCAGUCCGUGACCGCCGCGCGCUCUCCGGGAAAGAUGUACGCCAUGUACCGUGACGGUGCCAAGUUUCCGUUCUGCGACUGGCCGCUGUGUCGACUCGUCUAUGCCGUCGUCUGCUGGUGCUUCCCCUCUGAUCGCCCGAUGAUGUCGGCUUGUCGGCUUUGGGGCACCUUCCUCUGUGUGACUGGCGUGUACUUCGCUCUAUUGCUUCCCGGCUUGCAUCAGGUCUCUGGCAUCGCCGGCGGGCUUGGGCCGGAGGGGUGGGACAUGUUGGAGUACUGCGUCCACGCCCAUGGGGGUGGUGUUGCUCCAGGUCGGUGGGUGUGGCGCCAGUGGUUGGAGAUCGUCCGCUGCAACGGCGUGGAGACCGGCUUGGUGCUGCGCGACCUGAUCGACGAAGGUUACCGCCUGCUCCGCGAUGAUCGUGAGAUCGACCAUCUUCCCAUCCUGGCUCUCGCGGCUGUCUGCGUCUCACUCAUCCUUGUGGCGGCGUGGUCGUUUGCUGCUCUCGCCGAGGUCGUUUCUCGCAGGAAGCGUGUUGUCGACCCUUUGCCUCGGGCAGACUCAAAAGCAGCACUCACGCCCGUCGACGAGACACCGCUGCGAGGGACGCCCCCUCAACAGAGCACGGCAAUCCCAUCGGCUCUGGGCCGGCUCCUAUUUGCCAAGACGGAGGAGCUCAGGGCAGCCAAGCAGCAGAUCGAAGAGAUCAAGGGACAAAUGGAAGAGGCCUGCGCGCAAGUCAAGAGCCUGACUGCCUGCCGCGUCGAGGCCAAGGUGAUGCGGCCUCAGGAUGUGGUGGUCAUAAACAACCUCCAGAGGGACCUGGCCGAGGCUGAGGGGCGGCUCAGCGUGGCCCGGGGAAGAUUGAGGGUGGUGGAGGAGAACGCCGUAUCGAAAGAAAGUGCCCUCGAGGAGCGGGUAGCCCAGCUAGAAGACCAGCUGGAAGACCAGGUCGAACACAAGAGACACCAGGCCCAUUCCCUGAGUGAGGUCUCCUCGCUCAGAGCCGAGCUUCAGGCUCGGAAUGACCAGCUCGUUGCCCUCGAGGGACGCUUGGCUGCCGCAGAGGCCAGCCCUACAGUCAAUACCAAAGCCGGUAAGGCCGAUAAUGAAGCCAUCCUUGCCGAAAACCAGAGACUGGCUGCCGAGAACCAGAAACUGGCCGCCAAGUGCCAGGCUCUGGUCAUGGAGUUCCUGGAUCUUCAGACCGCGAAGGACGAACUGUCGCAGCGGGUGGAAAGUUCUUUAGCAGCAGCCCAUCAAGAGCGCGAUGCCGCCCUCGGGCAGGUCCUCUCUCUGCAGAGCGAGCUUGGGUCGACCCAGAAGGUAAUGGAGAGCAUGGCGAAGGAUGCCGAGGAGUCCCAGGUUCGGGCUAAGGAGACCGAAACAGCUCUUCGUUCAUCCAACGCCGAACUGAAGCGCGCCUGUGAACUGGCUAGCGAACAAGGAGGUAUGCCCGCCGGCGAGGCGCCGGGCCGGAUCUUGGCCCUUGAGAAGGAGAUCGAAGAGCUCCAAAAAAAGGUCGGCAUAGCUAUGAGGGACGCGCAACGAAAGCACUCGCAAGCGGUUGACUCACAGAGGGUCAAUGAGGUCCUCGAGCAUCGUCUGGCCAAGUGGGAGCAUUCGAGGGACGGCCAAGAGAUCCCCAAGCGUCGUACCGGCGACGUGGGCUCGAUCACGACCGCCCUAGAGCAGAGUAGGGUGAAGGUGUCCGAGCAGCAGACCGAAAUCGAGGAACUCCGGAAGCAGCUCAGCAAGCUCAAGGAAACGACCCCUAGUCCCGAUGAGCAGGUUCAGGCUUACCGUAAGCACAUCGAAAAGCUGCGCGAGACCCAUGAUGAGACGAAGAGGGAGCACAUGAAGGAACACAUCCGGUGGGCCCGCCGGACGGCUGAGCUGGACGAAGAGGUCCGAAGGCUCCGCAUCGAGUUAUCCGAAGCUGGCUUCACGUCUCGUCACAGGGGCGGCAACCAUUAA
Aspergillus heteromorphus CBS 117.55 is the source of this 2220-nucleotide messenger RNA. RefSeq lists its product as uncharacterized. Lineage: Eukaryota; Fungi; Ascomycota; Eurotiomycetes; Eurotiales; Aspergillaceae. The coding region runs from base 1 to 2220 and encodes 739 amino acids. The record is from RefSeq and is a predicted model, not a curated record. The transcript has 2 exons.